Messenger RNA from Manihot esculenta (cassava), 1109 nucleotides. Its product is annotated as allene oxide cyclase, chloroplastic. The coding region runs from base 142 to 981 and encodes 279 amino acids. Gene Ontology annotation, molecular function: allene-oxide cyclase activity. Gene Ontology annotation, biological process: jasmonic acid biosynthetic process. The transcript is spliced from 3 exons. The record is from RefSeq and is a predicted model, not a curated record. Lineage: Eukaryota; Viridiplantae; Streptophyta; Magnoliopsida; Malpighiales; Euphorbiaceae.
UUUUCCAGAUAUGGAUGGAAACCUCCUAACGUCUUGUCUUGUCUUAAUGCUUAAAAAUAUAUAAUACACCCAAAACCCACAAAAUCAUUUGGCACUUCUCUUCAGAUUGAAAAAUUACCAUAGUUGCUUAAUUGGUUAGUGAUGCAUUCCCUUCUUCUAUAUAAACCGCCUCUUUUACUCGUGUCCUCAACCCCUCCCUGUCAAAACACUACAAACCUAUCAUCAACUUUUCCAAUGGAUUGCUCUACCUUUUCCCUGAGAACCUUUUCUUAUGUGAAGGUCACCAAUCCUGGUGCAGGACCCACCAAAUCACUCUUUCCUUCCAAGUUUUCAACCCCAUCUCUCACUCAGAGUUCGACACUCCUCCUUUCAAACACUUCAAGCUUUAGCAACUUCUCUGUCCCCAAGAGAUCUUUCUCCUACAGAAGCCAAACGUCUUCAUCUGAUGAUACAAGGCCCACAAAGGUCCAAGAGCUGAAUGUAUACGAGUUCAAUGAGAGAGAUCGUGAUAGUCCAGUUUAUCUCCGCUUGAGCCAGAAACCUGUUAAUUCUCUUGGUGACCUUGUGCUUUUUACCAACAAACUUUACACAGGAGAUCUGAAAAAACGUAUAGGAAUAACAGCAGGAAUAGGCGUAUUGAUCCAAAACAAACCGGAGAAAGGAGACCGUUACGAAGCCAUCUCCAGCUUCUACUUCGGCGAUUACGGCCACAUAGCGGUGCGAGGACCAUACAAGACCUACGAGGAUACGUAUCUGGCGGUGACGGGAGGGUCGGGCAUUUUUCAGGGGGUGUAUGGCGAAGUUAAGCUGCACCAGUUAGUUUUUCCAUUGAAGCUCUUCUAUUCGUUUUCCUUGAAGGGUAUAAAGGAGCUACCUGAGGAGCUGCUAGGCACUCUGGUUGACCCACAGCCUUCUGUGGAGCCUCACCCUGAUGCUAAGGCUGGUCACUCUCAUGCUGCUAUUGCUAAUUUCACCGAUUGAUAAAUUAUCCUUUGGGAUUUAGGGAACUAAUAAAAUAAACUAAAAUAUUGGGAUGUUACCUUUCAAAUGUCGUUUUCAUGUAUUUGCUUUUGUUUUGUCAGUGGAAAAUUGUCGUUUUGAUAGCAAAA